Messenger RNA from Gadus macrocephalus (Pacific cod), 3095 nucleotides. RefSeq names its product bone morphogenetic protein 7b (gene bmp7b). Bases 236 to 1552 code for a protein of 438 amino acids. The transcript has 7 exons. Gene Ontology annotation, molecular function: cytokine activity; growth factor activity. NCBI's taxonomy places the organism in Eukaryota, Metazoa, Chordata, Actinopteri, Gadiformes, Gadidae. Gene Ontology annotation, biological process: SMAD protein signal transduction. Gene Ontology annotation, cellular component: extracellular region. The record is from RefSeq and is a predicted model, not a curated record.
CGCUGCUCCUCCCAGUACAUAGCACCUCCUCAUAACUUGUUCGCAGGACAGAGAGCUCUCAGUGAAACGAAUCCGCUCACGGGCUACUGGUGAUCGUGGAUGGUCGGCGACCGAAAUUAAGAUACCUGAUAUCAAAUUCGUGGGAUCGAUAAUUUUUUUAACAUAACAUUGAUUCCGAUAUUGAACACAUCUGAUGCUGAAGAUCGAUAUUCGUUUGUUGUAUUCGCCAAGUUAAAUGAAUUGUGCACAAUUACGCAUGGCAUUCGCAAUGGCAACCGUUUUGGAUACUCGUUCUCCUGUUUUGUUCCUUUUAUGGGUCUACUGCGUCCUGGCGGACAGCCUCUUUACCAACUUAACUUUGGACAACGAGGUCCAUUCGAGUUUCAUCCACCGGCGGCUGAAGAGCCAGGAACGCCGGGAGAUGCAGCGGGAGAUCCUGUCGAUCCUGGGCUUACCGCACCGACCGCGUCCCCAUCUCCACGGGAAGCACAACGCUGCGCCCAUGUUCAUGUUGGACCUGUACAAUGCAAUGUCCACGGAGGGAGACGAGGACAGAUACUCGUACCCCUACAAGCCCGUCUUCACCACGCAAGGGCCCCCGAUUGCUAGCCUGCAGGACAACAACUUCUUGAACGAUGCUGACAUGGUGAUGAGCUUCGUCAAUUUAGUCGAGUACGAUAAGGAGUUCUUACCGGUGCGACGACAUCAUCGGGAGUUCAGGUUCGACCUAUCCCGGAUCCCUGAGGGCGAGGCGGUCACGGCCGCAGAGUUCCGCAUCUACAAAGACUUCAUCCACGAGAGCUACGACAACGAGACCUUUCGCAUCAGCGUCUACCAGGUGCUGGAAGAGCACUCCGAUAGAGAGUCGGACCUGCUCCUGCUGGACUCGCGUGUGAUCUGGGCCGUCGAGGAGGGCUGGCUGGUGUUUGACGUGACGGUGACCAGUAACCACUGGGUGUUGAACCCUGGCAGGAACCUGGGCUUGCAGCUCGCUCUGGAGACCACCAGCGGGGAAAGCAUCAACCCGCGUGUGGCAGGGCUGAUCGGCCGCAGCGGGCCCCAGAACAAACAGCCCUUCAUGGUGGCCUUCUUCAAAGCUACAGAGGUGCACCUGCGCAGCAUCCGCUCGGCUCCAGGGGGCGCCAAACAGCGGAACCCCAACCGGUCCAAAGGGGCCAAGGGCCAGGAAGCGCUCCGGGUUGCCAACAUAGCAGAGAACAGCAGCGCAGAUCAGAAGCAGGCCUGCAAGAAACAUGAGCUCUACGUCAGUUUCAGAGACCUGGGUUGGCAGGACUGGAUCAUCGCUCCGGAGGGCUACGCUGCCUACUAUUGCGAGGGAGAGUGCGCCUUCCCGCUGAACUCGUACAUGAACGCCACAAACCACGCAAUCGUACAAACACUUGUUCACUUCAUAAACCCGGACACCGUCCCCAAACCCUGCUGUGCCCCCACCCAGCUCCAUCCCAUCUCAGUGCUCUACUUCGACGACAGCUCCAACGUCAUCCUCAAGAAGUAUCGCAACAUGGUGGUCAGAGCGUGCGGCUGCCACUAGGCCGUCCGGGCGGGCCAGGCGGUUCGGACGCACGCCCGUGCACGCGUGCGAUGGGAAAGGGCCCCCGUCCCUAUGUUUACACUCUUUGGGCUCAAACGUUUCAAACAUGGAGGAGGGAUGGGGAAGGGCUGGCGUGCGUGUUAAGUGUAAACAUCCUCGUCAAAGCAGAGUGUUUCAGAGUCUGGCUUCAGAGUCCCUUUUCUGUUUUUUUAUAAAGACGCUCUUGAUGUAAACAUUUGUUCCUAAAUGCAGUGCAGCUGUAUAGGAAUUUUAGACAAUCGACUUUAGAUUCCUCUUUCAAACACAGGCGUGUACGCACGCUGAUGCACUCUCACACACACACACACACGCGCGCACACACACACACACACGCCCGCACGCACGCACGCACACACACACACACACACACACACACACACACACACACACACACACACACACACACACACACACACACACACACACUAAUCCUGUGCUUUCUACUGUGUAUAUGAGACAUUUAAAACAGUGAUUGUAUGUUAAUACACACUAAAAAAUCUUUUGUUUAAUACGUACUAUAUAUUUUUUAUUUUUAGUUAAUGUCAUUCUUAUUGUAUGUUAUUAUAUAUAUUUUUUGGAGUUUGGCACCUGGAUGAAGGUUCUAAAUCUGUGAACUCUUCUUUGUACAAUACUGUGUAAAUAGUGUUCUUUUUUUACAAAGCAACAAGUGUAUUUAUUUCCAGGAAAUGUCAAUUUGUUGUUUGUUGGGGAUAUGUUCUGCCCCGAAUGCAAUGCUGCCUAUACAAACGUUCACACAAUUCCAUGGUCUAUUGCACAGAACAAAACAAAAACACAACCUGAGUCGGCGAUGAACAUUACGCUUACAUUUUGUUCAGCCAUCUGUCGUUCUCAAUUUAGUAUUCAUUUCAAAUCACUAGCCCUGUUUCCCCCCCCCCCCAUCUCUCUCUCUCUCUCUCUCUCUCUCUCUCUCUCUCUCAAUGUAUAUGUAUAUGUGUACAUAUAUAUCUCUCUCACUCUCUCUUACUUUUUGCAAACGCGGGCUGGUAAAUCUGUACAGAUCCGGGAGACCCAAACCUUUCAUGGGAAAAAAUAUCCUCAGACUAUGCUCAGCCAUUUUAGUUAUGACCUUAAUGUAAUGAAUAACCGUUGUGUGCAGAGUCCAGCUGUAAUUCAAAUGACGAAGCUACAACAACAAGCUAAACCUUACAGCCGUCCAUUUCUAUUUACGGGCCAAUGGUAUCCUCCUAAAGCCAUGACAUAAAUCUGAUGUAGAGUUUGGAGAUUACCGGAUUCCAAAACAACUCUCUUCCUACCAAAAAAACGUCUGCUCACCGCAUAAAGGUGCACGUGAAAAGAGAGAAAACAGCUAGACCGAAAUAGAGGGAACAGAUACUUGUGUUUGUUUUGUGUGCUAAACAUCUUGAUCGUGGCAGUGAGGGCCUAUUUAUUGAACUCUUGUGGAGCUGCAGUCUAUACGUCAGGAAUAAAAAUGUGUCCAUUCAUAACCAUGUUUUACUGCUGAACAAUAAACUACAAGAGAAAU